Molecule: messenger RNA, 267 nt
Organism: Funneliformis caledonium
Lineage: Eukaryota; Fungi; Glomeromycota; Glomeromycetes; Glomerales; Glomeraceae
Source: the annotation of a GenBank genome assembly
AUGUCAAAGGAAUUCACAAUUCUUUACUAUGCGACAGCUCGUGACGCUACUAAAAUGUCGUCAGAGAAAAUUCCGUUACCAUCUCAAAGCCCUUUUAUGUCCCUAAAAGAUUUAACAAUGUUAUUGAAAGAACGACAUAAAAAACUUGCACCGAUACUUGAAUACUCUUUAUAUGCUAUUAAUAUGGAAUAUGUAGAAAAUGAUCAAGCAAUUCUAGUUAAAGAAGGUGAUGAAGUUGCCGUAAUUCCACCUGUUUCUGGUGGCUAA